This is a messenger RNA of Dioscorea cayenensis subsp. rotundata (Guinea yam), 2671 nucleotides long. RefSeq names its product UDP-glycosyltransferase TURAN-like. Gene Ontology annotation, molecular function: triose-phosphate isomerase activity; mannosyltransferase activity. Gene Ontology annotation, cellular component: endoplasmic reticulum. The transcript has 17 exons. The record is from RefSeq and is a predicted model, not a curated record. The coding region runs from base 1844 to 2671 and encodes 275 amino acids. NCBI's taxonomy places the organism in Eukaryota, Viridiplantae, Streptophyta, Magnoliopsida, Dioscoreales, Dioscoreaceae.
UGGAAUUAUAAUUAAUACCGGCUUGUCUUAUCCUCUCCCUCUCCGACAAGCCGCCUCCAUCUCUGCAACCGACGACCGCCAGGCCUCCUUCCUCAUCCUCUCCUCCUCCACUUAAUCCGAUCGGCGACCACUAUUGCACCUCCGCCUGAUGUCUCGGAUGUCCGACAAUCAUCACCAUUGUUGCCAUUUCGAGGAUUUCAGGUCUGCUAACGAAUGACUAUAAUUUUGAUUGCAAGUUGACAAUCUUGGCUUAGAGUGCUUCCGAAGUGGGUUCAUUGUCUAGGUAUCAAAUACUGCUUUCAAAGGAGAAGAUGAUGGUGGCGGAGAAGCUCUCUUCCUUACAAGAUGAAGAAUAUGGUAUUGGAUCCAAUAGGUUGAGUAAGAUCAGUCGAGCAUGCCUUGAACUUGCCUGGAGGAACAGAAGGUUUGUUUGAAAAUAAAACAACAGAAAUCACAGACGAUGUUGUUUCAGUUUAUUGCAAUCAAGGAAUCUCAUGGAUUUAUGAAGACAAACAAAUGGCGGGAUACGAUCGGAGCUUUUAUCAACAUUGAAGCAUAUGGAAGUGGUGGUCCUGGUAUGAAGCAAUUGAUUGAAGUGUAUGCUCUGUUGUUUUUCUUUCAUUAUGAGACUGAAAAAAUGGCAGGUCAAGCAAAUGCGGAUUAAGCAAAUAGUUAGUUUGUGAUUAAAUAUUUAUAUUUGGGUCAUGUAGUCCAAGGAAAAGCCCAUAUGACCAGUAGCUUAGCAAUCAGAUAGUUUCCAAGUUUCAAGAGUGAACUAAUUCCUUUUUUUAAUAGCAUUCCGUAAACUUUAUAACAUCUAAUAGAAUUUCAUCUAUUAUUCCAUAAAAUUUAUAACAUAAAAUGGAUUUUCAUCAAUUAUUUUAUUGAAACUUUCCAAGUACUUUGUUAAAUUUAACUAGCAGGCAAAUCAGCAUUAUCUUAAUCUUCUACUAGGGCUUCAUUUGGAAACUUCCAUUUCCGGUUGCUAGCUACUAUAUUAUAAUUUCUUUAGAAAAUAACUACCAAAUCUAAUCUGCAUGUUUUUAAUCUUCUACUCAGAGCUUAUAUAUGUUCUGUCUUAAAUGAGCAUGUAUGGACUUGCAUUUUUUAUGUGAUUUUUUAGGCUCUAAUUUGAUGUUUUUUUAUUGUUUUAUAUUGCAUUUUUACCAUUUUAAUCGUGCCAUGCCAUUUUGGUUUCUGGAGCACUCUUAUGGAGAUAUCAUUGUACAUGAUCUGAAUGACAAGAAUCCAGCAAUAAAAGAUGCUACAGAACAUCCGCUAUUAGUUCCACAUUCACAGUUUCUACCUAUGUGAAUUCUAUGCAUAGCUUUCCAUAAUCUUCCCUAUGAAAUGAGUUUUUUGUUAGGCUUCACUCUAGCAUUUGGAAACCUGCCAUUUGAUUCUUCCUUUCUCACCUUGAGCUGCUUAGUAUCUUUGCAUAGUGUUAUUGAUGUUCCAGAUGGUAGUCCUUUGUUGUACUUUCUAUAGAAUCAACUGAUUGGUCCUCUGUUAUCCAUAUAAGCUAUUGGAUAUUCUUAUGUGAGCUAAUUAUUUUAUAUGGUGAUUUUACAGGAUUGCUAUUCCAUGUUAUUGGGGUUCUUCUUGCAGUUAUUGUUCCAGUUGUAUUUGCUGUCCUAAGAUUAUUUUUCUCAAAUUAUUCCAUGAGCUGAACAUAAAGUAGAAGAAGCACUUUUGGCAUUUGACGCAGAAGAAAAAAGAUGUGCAGAGUUGAAUGACUCUGGAGAAAAUUCAUCUGAUGAAAUUUCAGCUUAUAAGGCAGACUUCUUAAAAAGAAAGGCUGAAUGAUGUGUUGAGUUUGGGCCGGCACUGCCUUUGGAAGCGGAUGUCUGUAACUUGGAGCGGUGCGAAGAAGGGGGAUAGUGUUCUUGAUUUGUGUUGUGGGAGCGGUGACUUGACCUUCUUCUUAUCCCAUUAUGUUGGUCUCCAUGGACAGAAUCCGCCAUCUGUUCCAACACUUGCUACAGUUAAAUUUUCCAGCUGGUUAAGACGAUCAAGCUUUUUGAUUGACUGGCACAAUUUUGGGCAUACUUUGCUGGGUUUGUCCCAUGGGAGAAGUCAUAUAAUUGUGAAAAUCUAUCAUUGGUUUGAGAAAUUUUUUGGGAGGAUGGCCGAUGGAUCCUUAUGUGUUACACAGGCAAUGCAACAUGAGCUUGCUCAAAAAUGGGGAAUCAAAGCCACUGUCCUCUAUGACCAGCCUCCUGAAUUUUUCCAUCCUGUGUCAAUUGCGGAGAAACAUGAGUUGUUUUGUAGGUUAGGGAACAACAUCUGUCAUCUAAACAACAUACGUGAUUGUGUUUCUUUUGGAGUUGAAGGCCUGAAAGGUUGUACCUCAGUCCAUGUAAUGGACAGAUUAAGCCAAAGCAUGUUUACUGGCCAGGUCGGCAAUGACUUUUUCUUGAAGCCAAAUAGGCCUGUGCUUAUGAUUCCCCCAAAUCAGGUGCAUGCCGACUUAAGGAAGUGCUUCCAAGCAAAUGUGAGUGCUGAAGUUGCUGAAUCAAUCAGGAUAAUGUAUGGAGGUUUUGUUAGCAGUGCAAACUGCAAAGAACUAGCAGCAAAGCCUGAUGUAAAUGGAUUCCUCGUCAGUGGACCUUCUUUGAAGCCGGAGUUCAUCGACAUCAUCAAAUCCGCGACUGUGAAAUCAUCUACCUAG